UCCGAUAACGAGAGAAUGACAUGCUCGUGAUUACCAUCUUACACGAGAACCCUGAUGACAUGACGUUAUUUUGAAGAAAGAUAUAAGGAGAGUGCGAUUGAGACGAUCACAAUCCAGAAAACCACCAGCUAAGCAGAAUCGCUGGGACUGAUAAUUCUCAAUAUGGCUUCCACGACAGGAGACAAAGACCAGUAUAUUCUGCUCAGGGAUUCCAGUGCAUCGUCAAGGCUCUUCGGGCAACAUUUUAUAAUGACGGCGAAGAACGGAGGAUGGCUCUUGCAUCCCAACGUGCAGGCCACGGCAGAGAAAUCGAGAGCACGGAUCGCAGACGUGGCCACUGGGAACGGAGUAUGGGCUGGGGAAGCGGCGCUCAAGUAUCCCGACGCCCAAAUCGUGGCUCUGGACAUGUCGGAUAAGCAAUAUCCACCGGGCUGGACAAUGCCUAAGAAUCUUUCAUUCGACACCUACAACGUCUUGCAAGCCGUGCCGGACAAGUACAUCGGGUAUUUCGAUAUUGUACACAUUCGACUUAUUGCCGGCGGCCUGAAAGGGCCAGCAGAUUAUGCCGUGGUGACCGAGAAUGUGUCCAAGAUGCUGAAACCAGGAGGCUACAUUCAAUGGCAAGACGUGUACGCGCCAGGCUGGCAGAUCAUUGACCAGACGCUCAGUUUUGACGUUGACGACGAGACGUUUCCGCCGUUUCUUGCAAAAUUCGACGAGGCUGUCAGCGGCGGUAUCACCCAGACACUGUCGCGAGGCAUAAACCACAUAUUGAAGGACAACGACGACUUCGCGGACGUGGAGAUGAUGGUGCCGGGUGUCGUGCCAUGGCUGCUGAAGUACGAGACGGAUUACUUGGCCAUUUCGUUCGCUGAGCUGGUCAAAGGAUCCCGAGGGACUCGUGCUGUCGGGGAGGAGAGUCUUAGGUUGCUUGACGAAGCGGAGGGCUUGCUGCAGGAGUAUCUUGGCCAAGGUGGGCUUUUGACUUACAAGACUAUGUCGGUAGUUGCGAGAAAGGACAAUGGGGCAUGAGGUACAUGUGUUGGGUAAACAGGAUGGGGCUGGUUGGACGUUUCCCUGAAUGACCUACAUGUAGGCAAUGGCGUCGUCUUGUAGAACAUGCAGCCCCUCUGUGCUGAAUCUAGCAUCCUCAUCCAUCAGACUUGUCAUGCGGGAUCGUUAGAUCUCUGUGCCUCCCCGUUCUGCAUUUGCAUGAUGAUUUCCGCCCCAGCGAUUGGGCAAG
Messenger RNA from Exophiala viscosa, 1243 nucleotides. RefSeq lists its product as uncharacterized. The record is from RefSeq and is a predicted model, not a curated record. Lineage: Eukaryota; Fungi; Ascomycota; Eurotiomycetes; Chaetothyriales; Herpotrichiellaceae. The transcript is spliced from 4 exons. The coding region runs from base 163 to 1032 and encodes 289 amino acids.